Anopheles aquasalis is the source of this 3145-nucleotide messenger RNA. RefSeq names its product peptidase hillarin (gene Hil). NCBI's taxonomy places the organism in Eukaryota, Metazoa, Arthropoda, Insecta, Diptera, Culicidae. The record is from RefSeq and is a predicted model, not a curated record.
CGCGAUGUCGUCGGCAUGGAGAAGGUGCUCUUAGGUAGGGAAGAUAAAUGUAGAAUCGUUGGAGGAAAAUAGCCUGAAAGGUUCUCGCGGAGGCGCAAUCUGGAGAACAGGCGAGAAAAUGAUAGUUUGCAGCCAUUAAGCAGCUAAAGAGAUUCCUUGAAAUGAAGUGAAAUUUCACCGCAUAAAAGCGGAUUUCAGCUCUUUCCCGAGCGAGAAAGGUAAAGAGCAGAUUAAAAUGAUGGCCGCUACCGCUCCCAUAGUGCACGAGUGACUUGCUCGGAAGCGACGAAAUCGGAAUUUCUUUUCUGAACUCGCGACUCAAUUUGGGGCUCUGUUUUUGACGAUCCACCAAGUUUUUUUUAUCGAAUGCCAUAUUAAAUUACCACUUUUAACAAAUUAGAGAGCAGAGAGAUCGAAAAAAAACGAACCGAAAUACGCCCAGAAGUGCAUAACUGAACCAGCGGUGUCCAUUUCGCGAAUAGUGCUCAGCAGCCUAUCAUCAGUGUGCAUCAACAGCAUCACGAAUCAGAAUUAGAGACGCAUAACAGUGAAAACGUAUUGUGAAGGCCGUUUCCUCCAAUCCCAGCACGUGAGCGAUCAUCAUGUACCGACCGAAUUUCUAUGAAUCAACGUGCCUCAGGUGCAAUGAAAUCGUUUACCAGGUGGAUAGAGUGGGUCCACUAAAAGAUUUUACUUUCUUCCACUCCGGCUGCUUCAAAUGUAAACGGUGCGGAACCAAACUGACGUUGAAAACCUACUACAACAACCAGCACAAUCAGGAUGAUAAAGAGGUGUACUGCUGCUCACACGUACCGAAAAGUGGUCCAGGACAUUUCGACCAAAACUCGGUCGGCAUCCGGCAGGCACUCAACGUGCCAAAAAGCACAAACUAUGUAAACGAGCAAAUCCGCGGUCAUCGGAACGAUGGCGUCGAUGGUGCACCACGAUUGGGAACACCGAAUGGAUACAACAACGUCGGUGGCCGAGAGGGCAACACACCGCCACAAAAUGAUCCGGAUUACAAGUACGGUCGGUUCGAUGCAAGUGCACUGCACAUAGCGCAUGCACUGAAACAGACCGAGAUACAGAAGGCGUAUGAUAAAGCGCGCGAAAAACCGAUCGAUUACUAUCUGGCACGCGAUGAGCAGGCAAAGUUGGAAAUGAAGCACCGGAAGGAAGAGGACGAUCUGUAUCGAAAAUUUGCCCGAAAAAGAGAAGAAGAAGACCGGCGUAUGCAAAGCGAAAUCCAGGAUGAAUGGGAGCGAGAACUGCAACGGUUGGCGCACAAGUUUGAGAAGGAGCUGACCACCAUUCGGCGGUCGCGCGAAGAUCAGAAUAUGCUUACCCUGAAGCAUGAGCAGCAAAAGGAGGACCUGGAGAAGAACAUGACCAUCAGGAAGACGAAAAAAAAGGAAAGCCUUACGAGAAAGCUGCUUGAGCACGAACGUUCCGAGACCGCAGCGCUUGUGGAUAGGCAGUCGAGCGAAAUGCUGGAGCUGAUUAGUGUCCGACGGAGUGAAUACAUGCAAAGCGAAAGUAUCUUCCUGGACGACGACAUUAACGAGACCGUCAUGGCGAUGGAGUAUCCGCUCGUUGCACCCAAGCCUGCCCCACCUGCGCUAAGCAAAUUUCAGGUGUACAACGAUCCGGUCGAGUUCCAAGAUGUCGACCAGAUAGCCAUCACCGUGGCCCAGGAGGACCAGAAAACCUUUACCGACCUUGUGCGACAGCUCGUUGGUCGGUGCACGUCGGACAUUGAAAAAGCACGUACCAUCUUCCGGUGGAUCACGGUGAAGAACUUGAAUACGAUGACGUUUGACGAUAAUCUGCGGGGCGACACACCGAUGGGUCUGCUCCGGGGUAUUAAGUAUGGGACGGAGAGCUACCACGUGCUGUUCAAGCGGCUAUGCAGCUACGCCGGAUUGCACUGCGUUGUGAUCAAGGGCUACUCGAAGAGCGCCGGAUACCAGCCUGGAGUAAAGUUCCAAGACUCGAGCCAUCCGAAAAAUUCCAGAUUCCGUAACUCCUGGAACGCUGUCUAUGUGGCCGGCGCUUGGAGAUUUGUACAGUGCAAUUGGGGCGCCCGACAUCUGGUCAAUGCGAAGGAGGUACCGAAGACGGGGAAGGGAAAGAAUGAUAGCCUUCGCUAUGAGUACGACGAUCACUACUUCCUGACCGAUCCGCGAGAGUUUAUCUACGAGUUUUUCCCACUUCAAGACGAGUGGCAGUUGCUGAAGCGACCGAUCACGUUGACGGAAUUUGAAAAUCUACCCUUCGUCCGUUCACUGUUCUUCCGCUACGGUCUCCACUUUGCCGAUGAUGGCUACGGCGCGGUCGUGUACACGGACGACACAGGUGCGGCAACGGUCAGGAUAGCGAUGCCCUCCAACAUGCAAGGAUGCCUGAUAUUCCACUACAACCUCAAGUUUUAUGAUAGUGACGAAGACUUGUUUAACGGUGUCUCUUUAAAACGGUUCGUUAUGCAGUCGGUGAUCAGCAACGUGGUGGCAUUCCGUGUGCAUGCCCCGUGUUCAGGCGCAUUCCUGCUCGAUAUCUUUGCAAAUGCAGUAACCCCACAAGAAUAUUUGACCGGGGAGCCAAUGAAAUUCAAAAGUGUUUGUAAAUUCAAGAUUUGCUGCGAAGAAUUGCAGACCGUCAUGGUCCCGUUACCUGAUUGCGCCUCAGGAGAAUGGGGUCCCACAAAAGCUACGAGGCUGUUUGGACUCAUUCCCAUCACGUACCCGGAACCGCUUAUUUUCGCUGGACGAGCGAUUGAGCUGCAGUUUCGCAUGUCGAGACCGCUGACGGACUUUAUGGCCACGCUGCACAAAAACGGUGUAGAAGAGAAGAAGCUAUCGAAAUAUGUGCAACAAACAAUAGUGGACGAUAUGAUAACUUUUAAUAUAAGCUUCCCGGAAGAGGGACAGUAUGGCUUGGAUAUCUAUACGAGAGAAGUUGGAUCGGUGUCUCACAACAAUAACUCCUCGAACGAGAAACAUCUACUCACGCACUGCUGCAAAUACCUCAUUAACUCUUCGAAAAGAAAUUAACACCGGAACACGCCGGCCCCGCAAACACGCUGCAUCUGCUCCAGAACACGGGUCAACAUCUAUUGUAAUGCUUCUUAAGAUUGUGUACAUAGAGA